This is a messenger RNA of Chondrus crispus (carragheen), 123 nucleotides long. RefSeq lists its product as hypothetical. The transcript has a single exon. The record is from RefSeq and is a predicted model, not a curated record. Lineage: Eukaryota; Rhodophyta; Florideophyceae; Gigartinales; Gigartinaceae. The coding region runs from base 1 to 123 and encodes 40 amino acids.
AUGCUCUACUUGCCGCUCCCGCUGUGGUGCCCGCCGGAUGCCUUUGUCAAUGCUGCCGUCGUUAUUGGUUUGUGGAUGUCUUGUUUGCUCUUUAUCGCCCAGGACCCAGAGGACCUCUACUAG